UGCCAUCAAAGCAAACUCCCCACCAAACCAUCACUGAGGAAGGGUGAUGACCUCUUUCCACUCUUCGAAUGACUUCCUAGGCUUCUUUAUAGCUGGGUGCGUACAUAAGAUCAUUUUGGCGAUUACAUUUUUCUUUAUUUGUAGAAAUUUUCUCCAUUGGUAUGACGGCCACGGAGCACUUUGCAUCUAUCCACUCUAAUUAUUUUAUAGGUAAGUAGGAAGUCUUUGUCUUGUUAUUUCUCGAAAUCAACCAAUCCUAAGGUCACUUUUUAUUAUGCGAGACAUUGAUCUGACAGAACUCCCCAUCUUUCAAGACGUGAUUUGUUGUUUUUGUUCGAGCAGCCACUGCUGUCACUGCAUUUACCUUUCUAA
Molecule: messenger RNA, 372 nt
Organism: Nezara viridula (southern green stink bug)
Lineage: Eukaryota; Metazoa; Arthropoda; Insecta; Hemiptera; Pentatomidae
Source: the annotation of a GenBank genome assembly